UUCCCCCAAUCCGACACUUAAUUGAGCAACCGGGACACCUCACGUGCAGGACUGAUUUGUAGUUUGAACACGUGGCUCAUUGAAAACGGCAGAAGAACUUAAGGGUUUUUUUUGUUUCCCGUUCUCUCGAUGUUAUUAAGAGGCGGUGCCUACACAAACGUGUGUGACAAUUUAGUCGCAUCGCCAAAGAAUAAAGAAACUUUCUCUCUUUUCUUCCCGGCCCUUGCCUCGCAGAGGUGACGGAAUAAAUAAUUUAUCUCGCUUAAAUCAAGAGGAAACGCGAGUGCGCGCAAGCACGGCGGCGAUCUCGUCCAUCAAAUAUCUCAGUAGCUUGGAGUGAUUGGGAGAACACUCCCAGACCCUCCGCUGAGCGACAGUGCGGUUCUCUCUCUCCAAACACUGCCCAUCCGAGCGACGCGAUAAAGGGCUGCCCCUCUGCAACACGGUCGCUCUUUUCCGUAUACAACAAAAUGAAUAAGCUCUACAUCGGGAACGUGAGCGAGCAGGCGAGCGCGCUGGACUUGGAAAGUAUCUUUGAGCAGUGGAAGAUACCUUUCAGUGCACCCUUUCUCGUAAAAAGUGGCUACGCGUUUGUGGAUUGCCCCGACGAAAAGGUAGCGAUGAGGGCCAUUGACACUCUUUCAGGGAAAGUAGAACUCCACGGAAAAGUCUUAGAAGUGGAGCACUCUGUCCCUAAACGACAAAGGAGCUGCAAGCUGCAGAUCAGGAAUAUCCCACCUCACAUGCAGUGGGAAGUUUUGGACGGGUUGUUAGCACAGUACGGCACAGUGGAGAGCUGUGAACAAGUCAACACUGACACGGAGACUGCUGUCGUCAACGUGCGAUAUGGCGCCAAGGACCAAGCCAGAGAAGCAUUGGACAAAUUAAACGGCUUCCUUAUGGAGAACUACGCACUAAAGGUUUCCUAUAUCCCAGAUGAGACGGCUGCAGUAGAUGCCCCUGCGGUAGGCGGAAGGAGAGGUUUCAACCCACGCGGACCGCCUCGCCAAGGCUCUCCCAAUCUGGGCGCGAGACCCAAACUACAGUCAGACGUGCCUCUACGCAUGCUGGUGCCCACCCAGUUUGUAGGAGCUAUUAUUGGCAAGGAAGGUGCUACCAUCCGCAACAUAACCAAGCAGACUCACUCAAAGAUUGAUAUCCAUCGUAAGGAGAACGCAGGGGCAGCGGAGAAGCCCAUCACUGUUCACUCCACACCAGAGGGCUGCAGUUCUGCCUGUCGAAACAUCAUGGAGAUCAUGCAGAAAGAGGCGAUUGACACCAAGAUGUGCGUUGAUACACAAACACUCACUGAAGAAAUCCCUCUGAAGAUUCUGGCUCAUAAUAAUUUUGUCGGCCGCCUGAUUGGAAAAGAGGGACGCAACUUGAAGAAAAUUGAACAAGAUACUGACACGAAGAUCACAAUCUCACCGCUGCAGGAUCUGACGUUGUAUAACCCAGAGCGCACCAUCACCGUAAAGGGUACAAUAGAAGCUUGCGCAAAAGCAGAAGAAGAAAUCAUGAAGAAAAUCCGUGAGUCCUACGAGAACGAUGUAGCUGCCAUGCAUCUACAAUCUAACCUGAUUCCAGGGCUCAAUCUGAACGCGUUGGGUAUUUUUCCCGGUGCUGCGAGCGGAGGGAUGUCACCCUCUGUGGUAUCAGGACCUCCAGCUGGGGCUCAAGCUGGCUAUCAAUCAUUUGGGUGCAGCGUGUUUGGGGGUGAGGUGCCAUUUUGGGCCUCCACGCUCUCCUCCAGCAGCAGCACAGCCUUUUCUCAGCCACAGGUGGAGUCGGAAACCGUGCACCUCUUCAUUCCUGCUCUGGCAGUUGGUGCUAUAAUCGGCAAGCAGGGCCAGCACAUUAAACAGCUCAGCCGCUUUGCUGGUGCGUCAAUCAAAAUUGCACCUGCUGAUGGGAUUGACACCAAGCAAAGAAUGGUCAUUAUUACUGGACCACCAGAGGCACAGUUCAAGGCUCAGGGACGUAUCUUUGGGAAGUUAAAAGAGGAGAAUUUCUUUGGACCGAAGGAGGAGGUUAAAUUAGAGGCUCACAUAAAAGUGCCAUCAUUCGCCGCUGGCAGAGUCAUUGGCAAGGGAGGCAAAACGGUGAAUGAACUACAGAACUUGACCAGUGCAGAGGUGGUUGUCCCACGGGACCAGACGCCUGAUGAAAAUGACCAAGUAGUAGUAAAAAUCACAGGCCACUUCUAUGCAAGCCAGCUGGCCCAGAGGAAGAUCCAGGAGAUUAUCUCUCAGGUGAGGCGGCAACAGCAGCCCAAGGCCUCAGCCGCAGGUCCACCAGUCGCCCGGAGGAAAUAGAGCCACUACGUCUUCUCGGAGACUGAAAGGACACAGGACACGUCCAUCUCAGGGGUCAGGGAAUGUCCUUACAACCCCGCCCGCUUUUACACCCAUUCCUCCUGAAGUUUCAGUGAGAUUGCGUACACCUGCACUUCCCUGCACCACAAUCCCGCCCCCCUCAAAAACAAAUCUUACGAAAAUCAGCCACCCAGUCCUUGCCUUAAUACAGUAACUGCACAGACCUUAAUUGACAGACAGUAAAAAGUUCAAUUUUGUUACGAGUUUAUCGGGAAAUGCAGCGUUUGAGUGUAAAAGGCUUUUAAAGCCUGUUUUUAGGGUAAGGAAUGGGUGACACAGGGUGGGGUUUAAGGUCUUUGGCUUGAGAUGGAAAGAGGAUUAAUGGAAGUACGCUGUCCUGGGAUCCAUAGUGGCAUUUUAUAACUUUGGAUGCAUUUUAUAGAUUAAAUAGAUAUAUAUACAUAUAUGAAAUUAUGAAAGAAGGUGGAGCAACACUGCCACUUAUAACUGAGGGAAGUGUUGAUUGGUGUUGGCCAGGAAACCAAGUUAAUAUGCAUUUUACUGAUCUACCUCAGGCUAGAGUACCUCAGAAGAAAAAAAAGAAAAUGAUAUAUGAAAAAAAUGUUCUGUUGUUUUUUUUUUUUUUUUUUUUUUUUUUUUUUUUUUUUUUUUUUUUUUC
Messenger RNA from Labeo rohita (rohu), 2994 nucleotides. RefSeq names its product insulin-like growth factor 2 mRNA binding protein 3 (gene igf2bp3). Gene Ontology annotation, biological process: nervous system development; regulation of gene expression. Gene Ontology annotation, cellular component: cytosol; cytoplasm; nucleus. Lineage: Eukaryota; Metazoa; Chordata; Actinopteri; Cypriniformes; Cyprinidae. The transcript has 16 exons. Gene Ontology annotation, molecular function: mRNA 3'-UTR binding. Bases 471 to 2315 code for a protein of 614 amino acids. The record is from RefSeq and is a predicted model, not a curated record.